Drosophila navojoa is the source of this 1982-nucleotide messenger RNA. It is a transcript of the gene numb, whose product is annotated as NUMB endocytic adaptor protein. NCBI's taxonomy places the organism in Eukaryota, Metazoa, Arthropoda, Insecta, Diptera, Drosophilidae. The record is from RefSeq and is a predicted model, not a curated record. Gene Ontology annotation, cellular component: cytoplasm.
UAAAAACUAUCAACACAAGACUGCCAUCAAAAGAGAGAGAGAGAGAGAGAGCGAGUCAAAGAGAGUGAGAGAAUUGCAAGCAGCUGUCGUGUGACAUCUGGCAACGCUGUCUGUUUCAAACUGUAACGGUUAUUAGCAGCAUUUUACUCACGCAAAAGCCAAACCGGAUAAAGCGAGAGCGAGCGAGCGAGAGUGAGGAAGAGCAGCUGCCAGACGUACCAGAGUGAAAGGGAGAGCACGAGCAGACUACAGCCAUGGGAAACUCGUCGUCACACACGCACGAACCACUGGAGCGAGGCUUCACACGCGGAAAAUUCGGCGAUGUUAAGAAUGGGAAAUCCGCCUCGUUUCGGUUUAGCAAGAAAUCGCCCAAAAAGAUGGAUCGACUGCGGCGCUCGUUCCGCGACUCGUUCAGACGCCGCAAGGAUCGUGUGCCCGAGUCGUCGAAGCCGCAUCAGUGGCAGGCCGACGAGGAGGCCGUGCGCUCAGCCACCUGCUCGUUCUCGGUGAAGUACUUGGGCUGCGUGGAGGUGUUCGAGUCGCGCGGCAUGCAGGUCUGCGAGGAGGCACUCAAAGUGUUGAGGCAAUCGAGACGGCGGCCGGUGCGCGGCUUGCUUCAUGUGAGUGGAGAUGGUCUGCGCGUGGUGGACGACGAGACGAAGGGCCUCAUUGUGGACCAGACCAUCGAGAAGGUGAGCUUCUGUGCGCCGGAUCGGAACCAUGAGCGUGGCUUCAGCUACAUCUGCCGGGAUGGGACCACUCGGCGCUGGAUGUGCCACGGCUUUCUCGCAUGCAAGGACUCCGGCGAGAGGUUGUCCCAUGCUGUAGGCUGUGCCUUCGCUGUUUGCCUGGAGCGCAAGCAGCGGCGCGACAAGGAGUGCGGCGUGACAAUGACCUUUGACACUAAGAACUCGACCUUCACGCGCACCGGCUCCUUCCGGCAGCAGACGCUGACCGAGCGCCUGGCCAUGGCCACGGUGGGCAGCAACGAGCGCAGCGCGGAUGGCCCAGCGCUGCCCGGCCCGCCGGCCGCCACGGUGAAGCCGUUCAAUCCGUUCGCCAUCGAGCGACCACAUGCCACACCGAACAUGCUGGAGCGGCAGAGCUCCUUCCGGCUGAGCACCAUCGGCAGCCAGUCGCCCUUCAAGCGCCAGAUGUCGCUGCGUCUCAAUGAUCUUCCGUCCAAUGCGGAUAGGCAGAAGGCCUUCCUGGCCGCUGCCUCCGGCCAUCCAAAUCCACACUCGCUGCACACGCCGCUGCGCAGUGUCUCGCCCAUCGCGGAGGUGUCGCCGGCCAAGACAGCUGGCGGCGAUCCGGCCAUCGUGGCGGCCGACACGGUCAGCCAGCUGUGCCAGGAGCUCAGCCAGGGGCUGUCGCUGCUCACCCAGACGGACACACUGCUGGCAGCCGGGGAUGAUCUGAACUUCAACAACAACCGCAGCAUCAAUCAGAACAUCAUUGCCGCCGAGAAGCAGCAGCAGGUAAUCUCGUACAGCACCAGUGGCAGCGGCAGCACCAGCGCCAGUGGCACGCCCACAGCUCAAGUGCCGCCUCGCGUGGCCGGCAUGGCGGUGCAGCCGGCGGUGCAGUCGGCGGUCGCCGAUGCGGUCGAGCUGCCCAAUGCCGAUCAGUGGUUGGGCCAGGUGGUGCGCGCCACGUCGCCCGCUGUGCCACCCAAAAGGCCGAGCUACUUGGCGAACGUGGGACGGGCUCAGACCAUGUCGGCGAGUACCUCAGUCGGUGGCGGUGGAUUAACCGAUGCCGAUCCCUUCGACGCUGAGUGGGCGGCCAAUGUGGCAGCGGCCAAGAAGAUGUCGCCGGAUCUGCCGGGACAAGCAACGGGAUCUGGCAUCACCAACAGCAGCAGCAGCAGCAGCAGCACCGCCACCACCAACAGGCAUAGUACGAAUCCGUUUAUCUCACCGCCAAAGGCGCCAGCGCAAUCGUUUCAGGUUCAGCUGUAGGAUGGUGCUUCCCAGAGA